This is a messenger RNA of Photinus pyralis (common eastern firefly), 1220 nucleotides long. RefSeq lists its product as uncharacterized. The record is from RefSeq and is a predicted model, not a curated record. Lineage: Eukaryota; Metazoa; Arthropoda; Insecta; Coleoptera; Lampyridae. Gene Ontology annotation, molecular function: signaling receptor binding. Bases 299 to 724 code for a protein of 141 amino acids. The transcript has 3 exons.
UCUGUGCUUGACAAGUGACAACACUGCGAGGGGGAAGUCAAGUCAAACUCCUACGGCUGCAAUUUUUGAUUUUUUUUGACGUGUGAACUGUGAAAUCGAAUAAAUUAAAUAUGCCCUAGUUCUUCCUUAAAUAAAUCGUUUCAUAAACAUUAUUUAAGAUUAUUUAAAACCGUAACACCUUCUUAAGCGAUUAAUCAAUCCUUAACACUUGUUGCUCUUGGCAAACCCUCAAAUCAACAUAAACUUUGCCAAUAUUUACAUUUUAAAUUGCAAUUGUGCUUUAAAUUCUUCCAAAAUAAUGCGAAAAUCUCCAGUUACUGUCCAGCAGUGGGUCGACUCGCUUCCUCCUUCCAAUACCAGGUCAAUUAUUCACGAAAAUAAUCCACACAAUUGCCACUCUCCGAAACUGAUUCGAGGCGUCCUAGCUAGAGAUGCGUCCAUUCAGUCGGACGAGAUCAGUUUGUGUUCGAGUUUAGAAAGUAUGUUAGAGUUACGUCGGCCCGAUCCCGAAGCAGUAUUGUUGGGGCUGGGUUUCGGGCCAUCGCAAAACGACAAAUCUGUAUCACGCAUUCCACAACGAUUCUUAAAUCCUUCCAAGUUACUUACAAAUAUAGACCUUCAAAAAUUUUUGGAACGCCAAGGCGAGCAGCCUAUCCAAGAGGGGAGUCAAUAUAAUUCUUUACAAAAUUCUCCUGCACGCCAGCAGCCAUCAAAAGCUACUUAAUUACUAUACAUCCAGAAGAUCUUUUUUAUAGUAGGUACUGUGAUAUAUUUAGAUUAUUAGUGAAACAUAUUUUUGAAAAUUUUAUUCUCUAUUAGAGUACAUAUCCAUGACAUGAAAAGUAUUAAGCUAAAAGGGGUCCAGUGAAUUAAUUCUUUAUUGUAUUAGAUUAAUCUACUCUUUAAAUGUAAAAAUAUGUGCCUCUAAUGAUGAAAGUGGAUAAUGAUAAUUUUAAAUGUAUCUAAUUGCUUAAGGAAAGGGUAUCUAAUGAACUAAAUGGCACCAAGCUAGACUUACAAUAUAAUGGCGUAUUCGUAGAUUAAGAGCUCAUUGAACCUCUUCCAAGUUUCCAGUGUAAUAUCGAACAGAAAUUAUAAACAUUUAUAAACAAACACACUUAUAAUACUCUUACUCUUAAUGUGCAACACUUGUAUGAUUUUGUGUGUAAAUUCCAUAUAUUUGGUUAAGAGUGUUUUAAUAAAAAUGAUAAUUUUUCUAA